AUGCGAACUUCUCUUCUUGUUACUGUGCUGCCACUUGUUGGCGCUAUGCCUCGAAGUCCUCCUGGAGAGCGUGACACAAAGACUGUUGUUUCAGAAAGGAGUUGGCCAAGUUUUGACGAGCGGAACUCAGUCUGGGGACGGCCAGGUUGGAAAUGGUCAAAUUGGAAAUGGCCAGAUUGGCAUGGGCAAGAUUGGCAUUGGCCACGCCCUGGUCCUGAUAAGCCCGGGAAUGGCAAGCCCGGCAAUGACCAACCCGGUAGCGACGGCGGCGAUGAUUCUUGUGAUCCCGACGACAAUACACCACCAUCACCCCCACAGGAUCCGACUCCCACCAAGCCUGUGCCAACGCCAGGAGUGCCUCCUGUCUCUCCCGCCCCAACCGCUACCCAGGCCCCGCCUGGCGGCAACGGACCUGAUUAUAUGAAAAUCGUCAACAAGUGGAUGGAUGCUUGUGGGUUGCGCCAGCUGCAGUAUGACCCUAAGUUGGAGAGUAAUGCUCUCAAAGCGAGUCAGGAAAGCGAUGGACAGCUUAAGCAUAAGAUGUUCCCGGGGACCAUGGCCCAGGUUAUGGCGCAGGGCGAUCUUAGCUCUUUCGAAAGGGCGUUGGUAGGUGGAUGGCUUUGCGAGACUUCAUGGCGUUUCAAAGACCGCAGCGUCUGCAGCGGCGACCUAGGCAGAGGAUGGAACCAUAUGGGCCAGACUGGACACGCAGAUAUCUUGUCCGACGCGCGAUACACCAAGAUUGGAUGCCAGGCCGACCAGAAUAUUUUGACCUGUGACUGUGCUUAG
Metarhizium acridum CQMa 102 is the source of this 789-nucleotide messenger RNA. RefSeq lists its product as uncharacterized. NCBI's taxonomy places the organism in Eukaryota, Fungi, Ascomycota, Sordariomycetes, Hypocreales, Clavicipitaceae. The record is from RefSeq and is a predicted model, not a curated record.